AGAGAGACAGCGAGUGAUUGGUAAGGAUAGAAAUGAGAAACUGAGGGAUUUUAUACAAAGAGAGAUAGGGAUUACUAUUUUCUCACUUUGAUGUGUUUGUUGUGUAUUUGAGAUUUUCUCCGUCCCGUUUCCAUUUCCUCGAGGUUCUUCAUAUAUAUAAAGAGAGAGAGAGAAAGAGAGGGAGGGAGAGAACCUCCGUAAUUUUCUCCGUGCUUGGAACUUUCUCGGGAAAUUUUGCGCGGCUUUGUCGAAUUUAAGAGUUGAGGAUCUGAACUAGGGUUUCGUUUCUGUGAUUUCUCUUAGUUGCAGGGGAUCCUUGGAGGUGGGGGCCCUUGAUUUCACAGGUGGUUCAAAAUGGUGAUUCGAAAUGAGAAUUUGCGGUAAUUCUAGCUCCGAUCUCGAAUAUAGGGCACGAAUCGAGGCAUUGAAGCAAUGGAUUUGGAUUCGUCGUCGAUGGUGCCCGAGACCGAUCACGAUCCGGCGGUGCAGAACCACAACACGGAGUCGUCUCCGGCUGCAAUGGAGAGAGAGCAGCUAGGUGAGUCGUCGCCGGCUCAGUCUCCGCCUCAACCACCUCCGCAACAGCAUCCGCAGCAGCAGCAACCGGCACCGCAGGGGCAGCAGAGCCCGGUGGUGGGGCCGAGGCAUGCCCCGACCUAUUCGGUGGUGAAUGCGAUUAUAGAGAAGAAGGAGGACGGGCCGGGCCCAAGGUGUGGUCACACUCUCACCGCGGUUGCGGCAGUUGGGGAGGAGGGCACGCCUGGGUAUAUUGGUCCUAGGUUGAUUUUGUUUGGAGGUGCCACCGCGCUCGAGGGGAAUUCCGCAGCUUCGGGGACUCCUUCGUCUGCCGGGAGCGCUGGCAUCCGACUAGCGGGUGCUACUGCUGAUGUGCACUGUUACGAUGUAUUGACAAAUAAAUGGUCUAGGAUUGCUCCCUUUGGAGAACCGCCCACGCCAAGGGCUGCCCAUGUGGCCACUGCUGUCGGAACUAUGGUUGUUAUUCAGGGUGGAAUUGGUCCAGCUGGCUUGUCUGCUGAGGAUCUUCAUGUUCUUGACCUCACACAGCAACGACCACGAUGGCAUAGAGUUGUUGUUCAAGGCCCUGGACCUGGGCCACGUUAUGGACACGUGAUGGCUUUGGUGGGGCAAAGAUAUCUUAUGGCAAUUGGUGGGAAUGAUGGGAAGCGACCAUUGGCUGAUGUAUGGGCCUUGGACACAGCUGCCAAACCUUACGAAUGGCGUAAGUUGGAACCAGAAGGGGAGGGCCCACCUCCAUGCAUGUAUGCAACUGCAAGUGCACGCUCUGAUGGUCUUCUUCUGCUUUGUGGAGGCAGGGAUGCAAACAGUGUGCCUCUGGCUAGUGCAUAUGGACUUGCUAAACAUAGGGAUGGUCGAUGGGAGUGGGCAAUUGCUCCUGGUGUCUCACCAUCUCCGAGAUAUCAGCAUGCGGCAGUAUUUGUUAAUGCACGGCUUCACGUGUCUGGAGGGGCACUUGGUGGGGGACGCAUGGUAGAAGACUCGUCAAGUGUUGCAGUGUUAGAUACUGCAGCAGGAGUCUGGUGUGAUACGAAAUCUGUUGUUACCACUCCUAGGACCGGCAGAUAUAGUGCUGAUGCAGCUGGUGGAGAUGCUGCUGUCGAAUUGACAAGGCGUUGCAGGCAUGCAGCAGCCGCAGUUGGUGACUUAAUAUUUAUUUACGGUGGUCUACGUGGUGGGGUCUUGCUCGAUGACCUACUUGUUGCUGAAGAUCUGGCUGCUGCUGAAACAACAAGUGCCGCUUCACAUGCUGCGGCUGCAGCUGCUGCAUCUAAUAUUCAAGCAGGGCGGUUAUCUGGAAGGUAUGGAUUUGUUGAUGAAAGGUCAAGGCAAACAAUGCCAGAAGUAACUCCUGAUGGUGCAGUUGUGCUGGGAAAUCCAGUUGCUCCCCCUGUGAAUGGUGACAUAUAUACUGAUAUAAGCACAGAAAAUGCUAUGCUUCAGGGAUCACGGAGAAUGAGCAAAGGUGUUGAGUAUUUGGUUGAAGCAUCAGCAGCCGAAGCAGAGGCUAUCAGUGCGACAUUGGCUGCUGCCAAGGCCCGGCAAGUUAAUGGAGAAGUUGAACUGCCUGACAGGGAUCGUGGAGCAGAGGCUACCCCGAGUGGGAAACAGAUAUCUACUUUAAUUAAGCCUGAUUCUGUUGGGUCGAAUAAUAUUGUUCCGGCUGGUGUUCGGCUGCAUCACAGAGCUGUUGUCAUAGCUGCUGAGACUGGUGGAGCUUUAGGUGGCAUGGUUAGACAGCUUUCAAUCGACCAAUUUGAAAAUGAAGGCAGGCGGGUCAGUUAUGGGACCCCAGAAAGUGCAACUGCUGCUAGAAAACUAUUAGAUCGACAAAUGUCCAUCAACAGUGUGCCAAAAAAGGUCAUAGCACAUCUUCUAAAGCCUCGUGGCUGGAAGCCUCCAGUUCGCAGGCAAUUUUUUUUAGAUUGCAACGAAAUAGCUGAUCUCUGUGACAGUGCAGAGCGCAUAUUUUCUAGUGAACCAAGUGUCUUACAGCUUAAGGCUCCCAUCAAAAUAUUUGGUGAUUUGCAUGGGCAAUUUGGGGAUCUUAUGCGCCUUUUCGACGAGUAUGGAGCACCUUCAACUGCUGGUGAUAUUGCAUAUAUCGAUUAUCUCUUCUUAGGAGAUUACGUUGACAGAGGACAGCACAGCCUGGAAACCAUUACCCUCUUGCUUGCUUUGAAGGUGGAGUAUCUCCACAAUGUACAUUUAAUACGUGGGAAUCAUGAAGCUGCAGAUAUUAAUGCCCUUUUUGGCUUCCGGAUUGAAUGCAUUGAGCGCAUGGGGGAGAGAGAUGGAAUAUGGGCAUGGCAUCGGAUAAACAGAUUGUUCAAUUGGCUUCCUCUGGCAGCUCUGAUUGAAAAGAAAAUAAUCUGUAUGCAUGGUGGUAUUGGUCGUUCUAUAAAUCAUGUGGAACAAAUCGAGAAUCUUCAGCGUCCAAUUACAAUGGAAGCAGGCUCAAUUGUCCUUAUGGAUUUAUUGUGGUCUGAUCCAACAGAAAAUGACAGUGUCGAAGGGCUGCGACCUAAUGCUAGAGGUCCAGGGCUAGUUACUUUUGGGCCUGAUCGUGUAAUGGAAUUCUGCAACAACAAUGAUCUCCAGUUGAUUGUACGAGCACAUGAAUGUGUUAUGGAUGGCUUUGAGCGCUUUGCCCAGGGACAUUUGAUUACACUUUUCUCAGCCACCAACUACUGUGGUACUGCAAAUAAUGCAGGAGCAAUCUUAGUUUUGGGUAGAGAUCUAGUGGUGGUUCCAAAACUUAUUCAUCCGUUGCCACCAGCAAUUUCAUCACCAGAAACAUCACCAGAGCAUCAUAUAGAAGAUACAUGGAUGCAGGAGUUGAAUGCUAACAGACCUCCAACCCCAACUAGAGGCCGUCCUCAAAUGCCAAAUGAUCGAGGUUCUCUUGCUUGGAUAUAGUACAUUGGUUGGAAUCAUUUUCCUGUAUUCAUUCCAAGCCCAUGCCAUCACCUGGUGAUACAGGGUUUGUAUGGGAGCGUGAGGCUGUAUACAGGGUUUGUUGCACUUGUGAUCUGGGUUCUCACCACACGAUUGAUCGGCCUUGAGAUGAAACUUUAGUGUUUUGGAGAGCCGGGUUACAGGCGGCAGAUAGGUUUUGGUGAUGUGCUAAAAGUACAAAUUUGGGUCCGCACACCCUUUGUAAAUUGAGCCACAGGCAGGUAGAAGUCAGUAUUGGUUUUCUUCCAAUGGGUUGGUAGUGAUGGGUAUUUUCCAAUUUAAAUACAUGUAAUUUUUUUAAUUCCUUGUUUUAGGCCUAUUAAUUUCUCUCUUUCCAGAGGACCUGAGGUCUUUUAUAUGUGAUGGUGAGAUAUAUAAUCUGUGGGGGCGUCCAUGUAUCAUAGAGGUGUUGGUUCGUGUAAUUUUCAUCUUUUGCUUUGUACAAUGUAACUUUCGUGUGAAGAUAAGAAACGUUUUUGCCCGACA
Juglans microcarpa x Juglans regia is the source of this 3981-nucleotide messenger RNA. RefSeq names its product serine/threonine-protein phosphatase BSL3. The transcript has 21 exons. Gene Ontology annotation, biological process: brassinosteroid mediated signaling pathway. The record is from RefSeq and is a predicted model, not a curated record. The coding region runs from base 433 to 3456 and encodes 1007 amino acids. Lineage: Eukaryota; Viridiplantae; Streptophyta; Magnoliopsida; Fagales; Juglandaceae. Gene Ontology annotation, molecular function: protein binding; phosphoprotein phosphatase activity.